Molecule: messenger RNA, 5068 nt
Organism: Coregonus sp. 'balchen'
Lineage: Eukaryota; Metazoa; Chordata; Actinopteri; Salmoniformes; Salmonidae
Source: the annotation of a GenBank genome assembly
CCCUCAUAAAAUAUACGCCGCUCUCUGCGCGCUCUCUCCAGGGACUUGAGGCUUUCAUCCUUUCUUAUACGCUCGAGACAAAUCGAUACGUAUUCAGACCUUCAUAAUAAAACAUAUAGAGCUAGCCUAGUUUUUACAAAAAAAUAACAAUAUAAAAACUGUGUAGCCUACAUUGGAUCCAUUUUCACUUUUGGAAUGACAACGUAUUUUGGAGGAUUUUAAUCCUUUGUUUUAUCUUCCCUCUCCUGCAUUUGUAAAUACUGCGCCUUGCAGAACGAAUCUUUUGGAUUAGUGCCUGGUCAUUGAGAUACAAGCUGCAUUCAUCACUGCAAAUUCAUCGAAGCAAAUACAGACAUUCAAGAUUUGGCAUUGAAACAUUUUAAUUUUGGAUUUUUCCUUGAGGUUAAUGUUCAGAAAUAUUCGACGAACUGGUUGUCACCAGAGAGCAACACGAGGAUGGGAUAUGCAAACAAAACCCUGAAAGGAUGCACGGUGUUGAUUUGGAUCGCCACCCUCCUGCUUAUAGCAGAGACCAGAAGAGUGAAGCAACCUAGAUGCCCCGCAUCUUGUACGUGCACCAAAGAUAAUGCACUGUGUGAAAAUAUAAGAUCGGUCCCUCACAGCUUUCCACCUGAUGUCGUUUCGUUGUAAGUGCUUUGAAUUAAAUAUUGUACAUUAUUUAAAUCAUAUCAUUGGCAGUGGCAUUAAGAUGGGUCUAUCGUAUGAUCGAUCUUUCUUUGUCUAGUUUUUGAAGAUGUUGAAUUGAAUAAAAUAACAGCACAAGUAAAGCAGCAAAUUGAAAUAAUGUAGGCCUACAAUGAAAUUAAAUGGUUGACAUUUUAUCAAUAAUAUGAAUCUAUGUUCUGAUAUAUUGCCUCAUUUCAUUUGUACCAUGUUUCUAUGCAGAUCUUUUGUCAAAUCGGGAUUCACCGAAAUAUCUGGGGGAAGCUUCUUACACAUGCCCGCUCUACAGCUUCUGUGAGUUUGACGUCGUUACUCAACGAUUUUUCAUAAUACCUGCUAAAAUGAGGGUCCAUGUGCAUCAACAAAGCACAGCCCUGUUCCCUCAGAGGAAGAGCAGGGUUAUAUCAUAACACACAGCACAUGAACAUUACAAGUAUGAGCAGGAGGAUUAGGCUACACGAAAAUGAAGUGGUUCACAUUUUUUAGCAGAGGGGUUGCUUGGUAACUCAACCACAAUGUGAAAUAUUUCUAUUCAAGUGUGAGUAAAAACUACAAUGUGACAGAGCAGUGGUUAUAGAAAUGAUGGAAUGAAAACUAUUUUCUAUUUUCUGAACAGCCUAUUCACUGCCAACACGUUUGACUCAAUUGAUGAGGACGCUUUCCUGGGUCUACCUCAUCUGGAGUACCUGUGAGUUGUACUCUCUCUAAUGGAUAAGAUCCUCACAAAUGCAUCAUCUGAGGAUUUCAUCCUCAAAAUAUGUUAUUACCUCAUUCACAGGUUUAUCGAAAACAACAAAAUUGCUUCAAUAUCACCAUAUGCAUUCCGGAGCCUAAAAGCACUGAUACACCUGUAAGUAUAAGCAUGUCCUUUUCUACUUUCUUACAAUCUGAAAUCGCGGAAAAUGUGUUAGAACAAUGGUCUUGUGUCAUUUACAUAUUGUGUUAACCAUACUUGAAAACAGAAAUAAAGUAUUGUAACCAAUAUCUUUGCAGGCUUUUUGCUUCUUCCUAGGGUACAUAGCGUUAUCAGCAACAUGGUUGACUGAGGCCCCCAUUGGUACAUUCAAAUAUUAAGCAAAUGGACCUUGGUGGUGGCCACUUUAUCAUUGUCAAAACUUCAUAGGAUUCAAGUCCUAUUUCAGUGAUAUUGAACAAGGUUAACCUCCCUCACUUCUGCCCACCCUUAGUGGCUUUGGCAUAAAGUAGAUGUUUCUGGUUUUCAGGGAUUCAGUAUUUUCAACCUAACUUCCAUUUCCCCUGAAAAACACAAGUAGGGACUCCGUUCAGGCCUCUUUCUACGCCUGCUACGUUAGGUUACUUCUGCCAGAUCAAGUUGCCAAAGGACACUCUGUGGUGGGUCUAAUAUCACAUGUAACCUUGGUGACCUCGCUGACUGGGAAUAUUUCCAGAUUUCACAUCAGAAUAUUUGCAUCAGGCACUCAAAACCCCCCUGUAACCCAAAUAAUGUAUAUGGACAAACAUGUUACAAAAACAUUGGUUUUACUUAUCAUGUGACCAUCAUCAGUAUGCCUUGCCAACACUCUGAAAGGCCUAUACACUCCUUUCUAUAGAAAAAAAAAGAGACAGACAUGAGUGGACAUAUGUGUUUUCCAAAUCAUUAUUCUAAGAAUGUAUAUCCUUUCACUAUUUUACGUAGAUUGUAUGAGUCUACUCUGAAAAUGUAAUUAUAACUAAGAACGAUAUGACCUGGGUGGGCAAAACGAAAUAUAAUACCUGCUCUGUAACUUUACUCAUACCAUCUGAAAAGGGCCCACCCAGUGACAGGGUGAAACUUUUUUUGGAAGUCAGCCACAAGAUAUUGUGUUGAUUCGGGACAUACUGUAUUUUUCCUGUUGUGGUCUAAAACUCACAUUGUUUUCUUGUUUUUUAUCAGGAGCCUGGCCUAUAAUAACCUUGAGACAUUACCCAAAGAUGUUUUCAAGGGCAUGGAUGCUUUGGCUAAAGUGUGAGUGUCUUUCUUUCUUCUUCACAUAACCAGCGGCCUUAUGGGUAACGUCACCAUCUAAAGUGUACUUAUGUUAAACAAAAAAAGUGUGAGUAUCUUUUCAUUCAAAAUAUUCAGGUUUUGAUUAUGCAUACUUUGCUAACCUGUUUUACCAGGGAUCUGAGAGGGAACCACCUGGAAUGUGACUGCAAACUAAAGUGGCUGGUGGAGUGGAUGCGUACCACCAAUGCGACUGUUGACCAGAUCUUCUGCAGUGGGCCCCCGCUUUUCCAAGGGAAACUGAUCAAUGGCCUUGGGCCCGAGUCAUUUGACUGCAUAACAGCAGGUGAUUGGUGCAAUUAUUAUUUCACACCUUGGAAUGUUAAUCUCCUUAACUACUGCUGCCUCGUGCUAUUCAGCACUGUGGCCAUUUGAAUUAAAUGUAAUAGACUCCAAGACUGUCAAUUAAUUACUAGUCAGGAUAAAGUGAAAAUGGUACCACAAGUGAUUACACUGUAGAGUAUGUACCUACAGUAGCCUACAGACUACUAAAACAGUCACCAAGGAAGUAUUCCCGUAAUGUUGCUUUCUCUGGUAGUGAUGUCAAUUUUAUUUUAUUUUGUAUAUUAAUACAUCUGUUUUGUAUUGCAGAGUUUGCCUCUUAUCAGCCCCUGACGUUUGAAUCCAUUUCAGUGGAGUCCUUUACCUUUGGCAUGGACCAGUUUGUUGUGUUUGCCCAGCCCUUUACUGGGACAUGCAGCUUCCUGGAAUGGGAUCACGUUGAAACGGUUUUCAGAACCUAUGACAGCGUUCAAAGUGAGCAAUACGUGUUUUACAGUAUAUCACCAGAUGACAAAAUGAUAUGCCAAGUGUGAACUGUCAUUGUAGUACUGUACCUGUCUUACCAAAAAUACUAUAUAUUUUGUAACCUAAAACUUACUUUAUGUUCCUAUGUUCUAACAUUUCGUUUUUGGUCCUUGUUUUACAGGUACAUCCACUGUGGUAUGCAAACCCAUGGUGAUUGAUAAUCAGCUGUUCAUCAUUGUAGCCCAGCUCUUUGGUGGUUCUCACAUUUACAAGCGGGAUAUCUCUGCCAACAAAUUCAUAAAAAUCCAGGACAUUGACAUCCUGAAAAUCAGGAAACCUAAUGACAUUGAGACAUUCCUCAUAGAUGGUGAGUCCUUCUUCGUGAUCGCAGACAGCUCCAAGGCCGGUUCUACCACAGUGUACAAGUGGAACGGCAAUGGGUUCUACUCUCACCAGUCCGUCCAUGCCUGGUACCGUGACACAGACGUGGAGUACCUGGAGAUCUCUGAUAAACCCCAUCUGAUCCUAGCAAGCAGUUCCCAGAGGCCUGUCGUCUACCAGUGGAGUAAGAGCCUGAAGAAGUUUGACCGGCGCACUGAUAUCCCCGAAAUGGAGGACGUGUUUGCGGUCAAGCACUUCAAGGUGAAGAGUGAACUUUUCAUCUGCCUGACGCGUUUCAUCGGGGACUCCAAGGUGAUGAGGUGGGACGUCUCCAUGUUCAAAGAGGUACAGACAAUGCCUUCGCGGGGCUCCAUGGUGUUCCAGCCCAUCUCCAUCGGCAACUGGCAGUACGCCAUCCUCGGCAGCGACUACUCCCUGACGCGGGUCUACCAGUGGGACUUAAAGAGGGGCGAAUUUGUUUACUUCCAGGAUCUGAACAUCCAGGCACCAAGGGCAUUCUCUCUGGUGUCCAUUGACAACAGAGAGUUUCUGCUGGCCUCCAGCUUUAAAGGGAAAACUCAAAUAUACGAGCACCUAAUGAUUGACCUGAGUAAUAAUUAAUUAAUUAAUUAAAACAAUUAAGGAGUGUGUAGUUGACAAGUGCAGUAGCACUGAACACUGGGGAGAGGAUGACUAUACUGCACCACUAUUUGCAUGAUAUAGCCCACUAAUAAGAAAGAAUUCCUGAUGAAUGCCUUGCUAGAAACAUCUACUGUGUCCCUCUCUUUCACAGCACUCUUUCUUCUUUUUUUUUUCCUCGUAGACAAAGCAAUUGUUGACGUACAGCAGCUAAGCCCUACACUACGGUAACUACAGUUAUACUUGUGCUAUAAGAUAAACUUGAGGUAAAGUAGAAUAAAGUAAACGAGAAUACAUUUGUUUGUGAAGUACUCAUUAACAUUUAACUGACAAUUUGCCAAUAAAAUGUUUACGUUUUUACAAUGAUGAGUAAAUUAAUACAACAUUUUGUAUGUAGAGGGGACCACUCCAAUCAUGUUAUAUCUUUCAUAUGGAGCUAUAGUUUUAGAUUUUGAAAUUACAUUUUUAAUUGAACCUAAUGUAGGCCUAAAGCUGUUUAACUGCAAUACUACAAAAAACACACAUGUAUUCUAAUCUGUAGUAAGAGUGUUUUGUUUUUAAUUUAUUUUGCUGUAUUUUAUGUAUAGUAGGCUAGUAAUAAACCAAUUUCAU